AUGGCGUUCGUCCCCGAUUUGGACACACUGGAGAGCGCCAGCCUGAACGAGGAGACAUUUUAUGACCCCGACUGCCUCUGCCCGCAGAAGAAACCCCACCUGGACUUGGAGGUGACAUCGCCCGGGGUGGACAUCCAGGUGACGGUGACCCAGGGGCACCCUGUCAGGACCUUUCGCCAGGCUGCCGUCCUUGUGGUGGCUGUGACCAAGCUCCUGAAGCGGCCAGCGCACAAGGACUUUGCCGACAGUGACCUUGGGGGCUUCCUGGAUGAUAUUUUCGAGCCCGUCUCCUUCCAGUGGAUCGAGGGCAGCUACGCCGGGGCACCUGUCUACCGCUACACCCGCUCCCAGUCCUUCGACAUCCUCGACAUCGACAAGAAGUGCUUCGUGCUGGAGUCGCCCACCCAGCUGGUGGCCCUGCACCUGCAGGGACCCUCCGCCGAGCGGAAAGUGAAGCUCAACAUCGCUCUGUACCGUCCCCGGUCAUCGCAGGGCGGCCCGGGGACCGGGCGGAUGCCAGUGGCAUUGGGCAUCAAGGGCUACCAGCUCUAUAUGUCGUGCGUGAUGAGCGGCGCCAAGCCUGUGCUGCAGCUGGAGGAAGCCGACAUCAGGAGGGACAUCAAGAGCAUGGAGCUGACCCGCUUCAUCUUCUACCGCCUAGACAGCCCGAACGAUAAGACCACCCGCUUCGAGUCGGCCGCCUUCCCCGGCUGGUUCAUCUGCACCUCCCUGCAGCCCCGCCAGCCCGUCGGCAUCACCAACCAGCCCGACCAGGUCAACAUCGCCACCUACGAGCUGAGCUGAGCGGGCACUGAGGACCCCCGCACC
Messenger RNA from Nipponia nippon (crested ibis), 828 nucleotides. Its product is annotated as interleukin-1 beta-like. Gene Ontology annotation, molecular function: interleukin-1 receptor binding; cytokine activity. Gene Ontology annotation, biological process: immune response; cytokine-mediated signaling pathway; cellular response to lipopolysaccharide. The record is from RefSeq and is a predicted model, not a curated record. Lineage: Eukaryota; Metazoa; Chordata; Aves; Pelecaniformes; Threskiornithidae.